Messenger RNA from Cuscuta europaea, 1670 nucleotides. Lineage: Eukaryota; Viridiplantae; Streptophyta; Magnoliopsida; Solanales; Convolvulaceae. The record is from the annotation of a GenBank genome assembly.
AAUAGGGGUGGGCCUUUCCACCCACACCACACAUGCUAUUGAGACAAAAAGGACACUCCCACCCUCUUCCCUUGAUCAGUUCGGCCAACCCACCCCAAUCAGAAGAAAGAACCCUCCAUCUAUCAUUCUCCAUAGACAAGAACAAGCUCAAGCAAGGGUGGUUCAAAAGAAGGGGGAUUAAGAAGGAAAAAGUGAGGAAAACUUGGAUAAUUAAGAGGUGUAGAAUGAGGGGUUGGAAGGUAGUUCUAAGCCCAAGAACGGACUUAGAAGCCAAUAUGACCGGUUCACCGGAAAAUAACCUUUUGGAGGUUAUUUGUAUUGAUAUGAGUUUUGUGAUGAUAAAAACAUAUUAGGAGCUUGACUAAAGUGUUUCUAGAGUUCACCGGAGUUUCGUCGGAGUUCGUCGGAGUUUCGCCGGAGUUCGACUAAGAAGUGUAGAAUCUUUUUAAAGCUCAUUUGAGGUUGAAGUUAAGGUUUGUCAUCUACACCUUUGCACGGGUGAAGAGAAUCCAGAGGAAGACGUGGUUCGUGCUCCCUCUACUAUUUCAAAAAAAUAAACUGUGCUCAUGGAUACUUUUGUAUUAAUACAUUGUUUUGGUCUGCGAGCCUAUGUUUGGCCAUGUGUGGCCCAUGAUUAAUUGUUGAAUAUUUCCGCUAUUCAAUUAAUCUAAACUGUGAUGUUGUUGUGUAUGUUUACUACUGAGUAUGGAUAUAUUAUGUUCAUGGACGCCUUGUAUGAUUAAGACACGUUGACUUGCGAGUGACGUCACUUGGUCAUACGGCGGUUAUACACGCGCCUAGAUGCGGUCUGGGGCAUGACAAUAUGACAACUCCGAGAAAUAGAGCUUCGUGGAUCGAGAAUCUUGAAGAAGACACCAUCACAACACAUCCGGAGACAGGAAUCAUCUAUAGAGAUUACAAAGGUGUGAAACGUAUCCUGCUGCUGAAACAGAUUCAUAAGUACAGUGAUGGAACGCUCAAAAUCAUAGAAGAACAUCUGGAAGAAGCCGCGCUGAAAGUGAAGAAUUCAGAGAAUCCAGAUGACCCGAUCCAGAUUGAUCUCAUUGGAGAAUUUGCCGAAGCCAUAGGAGUUAGACUUGAUUUCAGAAGGACUCUCAGACAUUGUGAAGUCAUCCUUGGCUAGCGGAAGUCAUUGUACAAGACUCAAAGAUAAACAACGUUUCAUCGACAUUUGAACACAAAGGGGGAGAAUGUUAGAAUAUUAUUUUAUUGUGUUCAAAUUAAUUGUAUUUUAUUUAAUGAGUCUUUGUAAUUAAUUAGAUUAGUUGAGAGAGAAUUAGGCCCAAUAUUAAUGUGCUCUAAAUAUGCUCACAUGCCUAACAACUGCUUCCUAAUUGUAAUAAGACAAUUUGAACCACUCCCUAUAAAUAGAGGUUGUGAUGGCUGAAUUUGUUCCCUAAGUCUCUACACAUUCUGUUUCCGCAUAUUAUUCUGGUAGAGCACAUAGAAUAGAAAUUCUUUCUCUUUAUACGUUCGAGUACUAUGUAAUUGGUCUUCAUGGAUUCAUCAUCAUUAAUACACGGUAUACGUUAUUGGUGAAUUUCUCUUCUACUGUUUUAGUUCUUCCUAUUAUUCUUAGAUUAUUCGACUGUUGAAUCUGGGCGUAAAUUCUCAUAGCUUUUCUAUGCCUUCUUCCACCAAAACACCUC